AUGUGUAUCACCAAGGAGUGCGCGGAUCCCACGGAGCCGGGGGUGUGGUGGCGGGAGGAUGAUCAAUGGGUCCAGUAUCCCCCGGACAUCGCCCUCAGCAUCAAGCUCGCGAAGUCCAAGCUCGAUAGUAGCAGUAGCAAUCCCGCCGAUGGUAAGAAACAAGGUGGCGAGGCCAAGGAUGUGGAGAUCGGGUUCCACAACUCCACCAAGUAUCCCAACGGCAUGCCGUACAAGAUUGACCUCGAGAGAAUGCACCAGGUCAACGUGAGGUCUGGGUACCGCCGCGAGAUCAAGAUUGUUCUCAAGGAAGGCGAGCAGACCACCAUCAAGCCAGACGAGGUGAAGGUGCUAGCGAGUAAUAAGAGCCGCGCGUAUCCAACUAAGCCGGGGGUGUGGUGGCUCGACAAUCAUAAGAAAUGGGUCCAGUAUGAACCGGACAUUGCUCUCAGAAUCAAGCUCGCGAAGUCCAAGCUCGAGAGUAGCAAGCGCGCUGGUGGCAAGAAACAAGGCGGUGAGGCCGAUGAUCAGCUGGAGGCUGCCUUCACCUCUGCCAAGUAUCCAAACGGCACGCCAUACAAGAUUGACCUGGAGAGGAUGGAGCAGGUCAACCUGAUGACUGGAUAUCGCCGUGAGAUCAAGAUUGUUCUCAAGGAGGGCGAAGAGACCACCAUCCAGCAAGACGAGGUGAAGGUGCUCUUCACGAAUUAUAACAGCAUGAAGAUGGUGCGGCUCGACAAGCCAGAUGCUCGGGUGGUACUCCAGGCGGCGACGCGCGGGCGAAAGAGGGCGAGGGUGACGCUCGCGUCAACGGAGGUCGCCGCUGACUAUUGGAUGGUCAACUUUGCGACCAUGAAAGCCACCGGGUAUAGGAGCGGCUGCCUCAUGGACAGGGCGGUCGCGACUCUUUCGGUGGCCAUUGACUGCCCCUGGAAUCCGGAGGUGGUCAAAGCUAGAAUGGACGCUCGCAAAACCCUCCAGAAGCUGGUUGCUGAAGAGAUGCCGAGGAUGGACGCAGCCAACACUGGCGAUUAAUCUCAUUCUUUUCCUCUGAGCUUUGGUCAAAAUCUUUCUAU
Selaginella moellendorffii is the source of this 1073-nucleotide messenger RNA. RefSeq lists its product as uncharacterized. The record is from RefSeq and is a predicted model, not a curated record. NCBI's taxonomy places the organism in Eukaryota, Viridiplantae, Streptophyta, Lycopodiopsida, Selaginellales, Selaginellaceae. The transcript has 4 exons. Bases 1 to 1032 code for a protein of 343 amino acids.